Messenger RNA from Daphnia magna, 2260 nucleotides. Its product is annotated as putative gustatory receptor 28b. NCBI's taxonomy places the organism in Eukaryota, Metazoa, Arthropoda, Branchiopoda, Diplostraca, Daphniidae. The record is from RefSeq and is a predicted model, not a curated record. The coding region runs from base 40 to 1344 and encodes 434 amino acids. Gene Ontology annotation, cellular component: neuronal cell body; axon; membrane. The transcript is spliced from 7 exons. Gene Ontology annotation, biological process: sensory perception of taste.
UUUCCUCCGUCUUGUCCAGACGUGCACUAGCCGCUCACCAUGUCCGUCUUUGAACAGUUAAGGCCGUUCGUUAGCCUCUGCCAAGCUUGUGGUUUGAUUCCGUACACGAUGGAAAACAGUUUAUCGACAAAGAAAUUCAUAAAAUUCACGUUCUCUUUGAGACAUUUCACUACUAUUUGGUUUUCCUUCAUUUUCAUUUUGCAAUUGGCGACCAUCGCAGUAGUAUUCUAUUUUUCUAUGAAUCGGGUAGUUGAUUUUUUAUCAGAUGGCACUUUUCCGCUCACGAUCACUGUUGUUUUCGGGAUGAACUGGCUAUCCAUCAUGGCUCAACUUUUAGCAUCACGAUGGAUAUCCUUGCAGCAUCGUCAACUGCAGAACGCAAUAGAACAAGUGCGAGAAGUGGAGAGACUGUUUGGCGACAAAUUUAUCAUGCAGCACAAAAGCUCUGUUAUGACACGUUUUAUUCUCGGCUUUAUCCUUGUCCUCCUUGCGGUUACAGGUCUGUUUUUUGUUUUCAUUCCGGUUUAUAAAUCGCUGUUGCCAUCGAACAUGGGCAUCUUAGCCACGACAGCUAUCUUCUCUUUUGGAAUGUUGGGCUUAGUCAUGACCGAAUGCAUAUUCUUACUGGCGCAUCUCAGUUAUUACAUCAUCUCUCACUACAUUCAUCUGCUGCUUCUGCAUGCGGAAAGUCCUGACGAACUGCCAGUGAUUUCUCAGAAAGAGGAAGGAUGUAAUAUGAGAAAAUGGGAAAACAGCACACUCAUAUUGAACCAUCUUUGUCGAGCAUCGUCAGAACUCAAUAGCAUUUUCUCUUUUCCCACGUUAUUUAUGCUGACAUCGAAAUUCAUCUCAGUUGUCAGCACAGCCUAUGUCUGCGUUUACAGUUUUAGCCAUCCAAAUCAUGUGUUACCAGACUUCAGUAUGUCAAUUCCAUUCGUUUUUUUCACCGAUUGGAUGCGAAUUUUUGUCGCCCUUUACGCCGCAGACAUGCCCGUCAAUCAGGUUCGUCUACUUCGCGAACGUAUCAUUGCAGUGUCGCAUUCAGGAUUAUCCCAAACAUUAACCGAUAAAAUUGAUGCUAUGUCAAUGUUGAUGCAAACUGACGAAAGUCGUGUACGUUUAUCUGCUGUUGGACUCUUCAAUGUUGGGAUGCAUUUAAUUCCGGCCGUAAGUUUUUAUAUGAUUGCGCUCCGAAUUCAAAAUGAGAUCGUCAUGUUACGUUACGUUAAUAUCAUCAUAAUAAAACUUGGUUUUGAAGUUAACAGGAGCUGCAGUGACUUACAUGGUCAUCCUUCUUCAAAGUUAAUCAGAUACACUGAAUAUGGGCAAUGUCUUCCGAUCUAGCUGAAUUGGCAGUAGAAACUGUUUUCUUAUUAUUUGGAGUAAAAGGAAGUGAUGGGUUUCACCUUGUUGCUCCUUAUUUUGGCCAUUCCCUUUCUCACUUUGCUCGUCGCCCUAAAAAUGAUGGCGGAAAAUCCUUUAGUUAAGGCAAUCCACAUGUCGGCCCUGGCUUUGCGUAGAUACACUGUUGCAUGACGCGCCCUUAUUAAAAUGAAAACUACGCCAAGGUAAUUGGACUAAUGAAAUCAGUUACUGUUGCGUAAGCAGUCGCCCAUUGUCGAAGACGGACAAACGGGGAAGUUGGACUUUUAAGUUGCAGGCCCUGAUUUUCGGGGUAUAAAUAAGCGAGCGAAAAUAUUGCCCAGUCAGUUAACCGCUCAGAUCUUACCCUCACACAAUAUCAACAUGUACAAGUCGCUGGUGUUUGCGUUGCUUUUUGCUGUCGCAUCGAUGACCGUUGCAGUGGAUGCUGCACCGUACAGUUACAGCGACUGGCUUUCCUUUCUCUAUUCGAGACGUCCUACCGAAGUUGUUUACGAAUAUUCUCCAGAAUAUUCCAGCCAUCAGAGUGCGGAUGGAAAAACUAGCACUUUGCCUGAUGUAUUUUACUUCGGAUCAGACGAAUCUCUGGAAUUAGAGGAUUUCUAUGAAAGACCAAGACUUGUGGCAACAAAAGAUUUAACACUAAGGGAUAUCCUUGCCCGCAUUUCCGCUCGAGCCGAUCCGGUUUACUAAAGCUGUUCCAGACUUUGUGUCAUAACCAGCAGCAAAAAAAAAAAAUGUUAUGAAACAAGUUCCAGACAGCCGAAACUUGCAAUUUUUAUAUCUCUACUUCUCACUCUUGACCUGUAAAUGAAAAAUUUUCAAUGGCUAAUUUCAUGAUCUUUGUCAAUUACUCGAAAUAAAUAUCGGAAUCCAA